This is a messenger RNA of Suillus subalutaceus, 2229 nucleotides long. RefSeq lists its product as uncharacterized. The transcript is spliced from 6 exons. The coding region runs from base 1 to 2229 and encodes 742 amino acids. Lineage: Eukaryota; Fungi; Basidiomycota; Agaricomycetes; Boletales; Suillaceae. The record is from RefSeq and is a predicted model, not a curated record.
AUGCCCUUGCGCACGCAGCAAGGUGCCCCGCACUUCACAGGUGAUUCAAGGCAACUCGUCCACUUCCUGGAGUCAGUAGAUCGACUCGCGCAAUACAACAGUUUAUCAGACAAGGAUUGUAUCAAGUUCGCUUUACGAUAUAUGGAGCCUGAUGAGAGAGAGCUUCUCUCAUACUGCGAAUUUGACAACUAUAAUGUGGUGUUGACCACUAUACGUGCCUUAUCUUCGAAAAAACCAGCCGCCAUCGAAGCGCCCCUUGCAAGCGCACCUCCACAAACAGAACACACUCAAGAGCAACCAGCAGCCAAAGCCAUCGCACCAAUAUCCGAAUCCCAGAAGCACCCCUUGACAUCACCCGCCCCGCCAUCAGUCCAACUUGAAGCGCGCAUCAUAAGCGCACCUCAAGAGCCCAUAUCUGCACCAGAAUAUCCGUCAGCUGAAGAUAUUCCGCCCAAGCUCGAAGUAUGCAAGCCUAUCACCAUCCCAAACCUCCCAGAAGUGCCUCUGGAGGAGAUUAUACCGCUGGCAGUCAGGGAUGACUUUAAACAUCUAUUGCAUCUUAACGCGCCCUAUCCGGAGCCUUCUGAAGUAUCAGAGGUUCAUUAUGUGCCACUAUCUGACCAGGUUAUGUCCCUGGAAACCCAAUUAGUUGCUGACCAUUCCGCGCUUGUGCAAUAUCCGUGCGUCAUACCGCCGACAGUCAGCGAUGACUUUAAACAUCUAUCCGUAGUCAGGGAUGACUUUAAACAUCCAUUGCACAUUAGCGCGCCUAUUCCGGAGCCUUCUGAAGCACCAGAGGCUAAUAACACGCUGCUAUCCAACCAGGUUAUGUCCCUGGAAACCCCAUUAGUUGCUGAUACAUCUGCGCUUGUCACGUUUUAUGCACACAGUGACCAUCCGCAGGUGCAUUAUCCGUGCACCAUACCGCCGUCAGUCAGUGAUGACUUUAAAACAUCUAUUACAUCAGUCAGGGAUGACUCUAAACAUCCAUCACAUCCUAACGCGCCCAUUCCGGAGCCUUCUGUGGCAACAGAGGUUCAAAAUGCGCCACUUUCUGACCAGAGUAUGUCUCUGGUAACCCCACUCAUCACUGAUAAUUCCGCACCUUUCGCGUUUUCCGCCUACAGUGAUUUCCAUUUGCCGGUGAAACAUCCGUGCAUCACAUCGCCCAUCCGCCAAUUAGAUCAUGUCUCAGAUGACUCUGAUGCGCCUCCAGUGCGCCGCCAUAUGCCUAAGGUCGCACAGGUCAUGCACCCAGAGGCAUUCUCUCAAGGAGCCAUAUGCCAUUUGCAAAUGUUUCGCCUUUAUCUCUGCACCAGUUCAUUGUUAAUUCGUCAUUCAUGUGCCGCAUUUGUGCUGCCACGCGCUUUAUUUCCCGUGCUAUAUGCACCUAUCAUUGCAGAAGAGUCUUCCUGCUAUUGCACUUUCACCAUUUCAUCAGUUUUAAGCCGCAUUUCUCUCGUCCAGAAUCAGUCUCAUUUUAAUUCGAUGUUCAUGCGCAACUUAUGCGCUCAUCUCGCUUAUAUUCACACGCCUUUCGCAUUUAUCAUUGUCUAUGACUUCGCGUCUUUCACCUUUAUCCGCAUUUUCUGCUCUUCCACCUAUGGUAUUGAUAUCAUUGUUGCAUGCCCUAUCAAGGGCCAUCCAUUUAUGUCUUGGCGCCAAUUGGCCCUUGACCUAGAGUCUAUCAGACACAGUUGCGCAUUAUCCGCACCUAAUACCGCUUAUCAUUCGCCUCGUGUUAAUAUUUUCACAGUGUAUCAGCCGCUCCUCACAUAUUCAGAGGAUAUAGAUUCCAAUGCGCCCAAACACGAUUGUGCAUGCAGCUCACGCGCACAUUAUCUGACCAUAGAGCACCACCAUGCGCCUUAUAUCGCCCCAUUAGGCUGUGCUUUCAACUUGUACCGCAAGGUGCAAGAAUUCAUUCCGCCGGAGAAGAUGUCGCAGAGUCAGAAGAUGAAGAUACCGCCGCCCUUAGUCGCCUUUCACCAUCGCCCCACGCACUUUUCGACCCGCAGCAUCGCGCACCCUCAGAUAGAUGAAGAACACCAGGAAUGCACUGGUAGGAGAAGAAGUAGAAGAGCUCAACGAAGAAGAUCCAAACGCGCCAGCUUCCGACCCAUCCACUCCAUCAUUCGACCCUCGCCAUCAUUAUCCACACCAUCCGCUUUCCCCACUCCGCCAUUUCGCAAAUACCGUAUACCGCCAAAUAUACCGUCAUUUUCAUAG